GCCUUUAUCAAGCUUGGAGAGGUGUGUUUUGGGAUAGCAUAAGUACUAAAGUCGCUCAUCGUUUUUAUAUUCAUUUAAAGAUAGUCUUGUCCUGAGGAGCACAUAUUGACUCGUAGUGAUAGUUUGCAAAAAAAAGAUCUGCAAUCAAGUUCGCAAAAGUGUCAUUAGAUAACAUCCGAAGCUAUUAGAUGAAGAGGCCUACAAAAGUGACAGCUUAAAGGAUUUUCACUUUUCCAAAUUUCGCCAUCUUCUACUUUGAGCAAUAAAGGAAUUUUCAUAUUGGCAACCUUUAACUUGCUAUGAAAUGAAGUUACCUGGGAUUACAUUUCCUAUUGUGUUAGGCGCUUUUCAAAUACUGAUUCUUGGUUUAUUUGGAGGAUAUGUUUUUUACAGUUACAAUGAAGUUUAUGAUUCAAAUGGUCAAAAUAUAUUCAAGUUGUAUUAUGCUGAGUUUCAAGAUAUCCAUGUUAUGAUGUUUGUUGGUUUUGGCUUCCUAAUGACAUUUUUAAAAAAGUAUGGUUAUGGAGCUGUUUCAUAUAAUCUACUUCUUGGUGCAAUAACUAUUCAGUGGUCAACUCUGAUAUAUACUUGGAUUUAUCAAAACAUGGGCAAAGACACACAUAGGAAAAAUCAACUAACACCAUUCACUGGAGAUAGUGUUGGAAAUAUUCGUAUUGGCAUAAAAAGCAUGAUUAAUGCUGAUUAUACAGUUACUGCUAUUCUCAUUUCUUAUGGUGCAGUAAUUGGCAAAGCUAGCCGCUUGCAGCUUCUUGUUAUGAUGAUCAUUGAAGUUGUAUUUUUUUCUAUUAACCAAGCUGUUAUUUUUCAAUAUUUGUCUGCUAAUGAUCCUGGUGGUUCAAUUACAUUGCAUUUAUUUGGGGCAUAUUUUGGUUUAUCUGUAUCUACUGUAUUAAGAAAUGCUCAAGAUAAAGAAAAAAAAGAAGGUUCUGAGUACCAUUCUGACCUCUUUUCAAUGAUUGGCACAUUAUUUCUUUGGUGUUAUUGGCCCAGUUUCAAUGGAGGUUUGUUAGGAGAAGAGCCUGAGCGCCAGAACAGAGCUAUUGUGAACACAUACUAUUCAUUGACAGCAAGCGUUAUAAGUGUUUUUGUUGUGUCUUCUCUUGUUAAUAAAAAGUUUAAAUACAAUAUGGUGCACAUACAAAAUGCUACAAUAGCUGGUGGAGUGGCAAUUGGAACGUGUGCUGAUCUUAUGAUUAGACCCUGGGGAGCAAUAUUAAUUGGAAUACUUGCUGGUGCCAUAAGUGUUAUAGGAUUUACAUAUAUCACUCCGUUUUUAAAUCGAAGAGUUGUUCAUGACACAUGUGGUGUUCAAAAUUUGCAUGGAAUGCCAGGAUGGAUUGGUGGUAUAACAGGAUCCAUUGCUGCUGGUGCAAUCUCAAAAGGAUCAUAUGGGAAUGAUAAUGGAUCAUCAUGGUUCAAAAUUUAUGGUACUGAUCGGAGAGAAGUUAUUCAAGGAUGUUUCCAGUUUGCUGCAAUUAUGGUAUCAUUUGUAUUCGCUUUAGGUGGAGGUUAUAUCACUGGGAUUGUAAUAUCAUUUUUGGACAGUCCGGAUGAAGAUGACCAUUUUGAUGACAAUGCAGAAUUUGAGGUUCCUGAUAAUUCACAUCCACAUUACCCAGUUAGCCAUCAAAUGAGUGGUGUAGAACUGAUGGUAAAGUCAAACAAAAAUGUAUUAAACAGUGAGUGACGCAUUGGAAUGUUGCUUUAAGUAGAAAAUGUUGGAAUUAUUUGAUUGUAUAUAUUUUACCUUUUUUUUUUUUUUUUUGUUAUUGUUAAAUCAUUGUAAGAAAAUUAAACGAAGAAGCAAUACUGUAACAAGA
Molecule: messenger RNA, 1841 nt
Organism: Hydra vulgaris (swiftwater hydra)
Lineage: Eukaryota; Metazoa; Cnidaria; Hydrozoa; Anthoathecata; Hydridae
Product: ammonium transporter Rh type A
Biological process (GO): ammonium transmembrane transport; ammonium homeostasis
Cellular component (GO): plasma membrane
Molecular function (GO): ammonium channel activity
Source: RefSeq, a predicted model, not a curated record